CAGGAGUUGACAGACGGUCUCUGGCUGGAUUUCGACGGCCCCGGGACCGCGGAAGAGGCUUCUGAGGGCGGCCGCGAUGCCGAGCCAGCAGCGGGUCAGUCAGCUCCUGGAUCUUUUGAAUGUCUUUGAUGAUGUCAUCAGGUGUUCUGCUGAGCUCUGAGUGGCCUACAUAGAAGUAGAUGCCUUUGGUGCUUCAUGAAGAAUAUUUCUAGAUAUAUCACAGACAUUAAGCCUUUGCCACCCAACAUAAAAGAUAGACUGAUCAAAAUAAUGAGCGUGCAGGGGCAGAUAACAGAUUCGAAUAUAAGUGAGAUUUUACAUCCUGAAGUCCAAACUCUAGAUCUACGAAGCUGUGAUAUUUCAGAUACUGCUCUCCUGCACCUAUGUAACUGCAGAAAAUUGAAGAAAUUAAUUUUAAAUUCCUCAAAAGAAAACAGAAUUUCCAUAACUUCAAAAGGAAUAAAAGCUGUGGCUUCAUCUUGUUCUUACCUGCACGAAGCUUGUUUGAAAAGAUGCUGCAAUCUCACUGAUGAAGGAGUCCUUGCUCUUGCACUCAAUUGCCGGCUGCUAAAGAUCAUUGAUUUAGGUGGCUGCUUAGGUAUUACUGAUGUGUCCUUGCAGGCAUUAGGAGAAAACUGCCCAUUUUUGCAGUGUGUUGAUUUUUCAGCUACUCAGGUAUCUGACAGUGGUGUGGUUGCGCUUGUUAGUGGACCUUGUGCCAAGAAAUUAGAGGAGAUUCAUAUGGGAUAUUGUGUGAAUCUGACUGAUGAGGCUGUAGAAGCUGUCCUUACUUGCUGUCCUCAGAUAUGUAUAUUACUCUUCCAUGGAUGCCCCCUGGUAACAGAUCAUUCACGAGAAGUCUUGGAGCAAUUAGUAGGCCCAAACAAACUAAAGCAAGUGACGUGGACUGUCUAUUGAUGCUUAUUGAAGCUUAUCAAAGCUAUGAUCUUCAUACAACUUUCCCAGGAAACAACGAUCUAGAGAUUGGCUUUCCAAUAAUAUGAUUUAUGCUUUGAAGUUAACCAGGCUCUUAAACAUUUUAAUAGUGCUGUUAUUUCUAAGUUUGUUUGAGGAGUGAUUGUUCUUGAAAUGACAAUCCUAGCAUGCCCUCUGAUGUAUUUGGGGAGGGUAUUGUGUUUGUUUCUUUAAUAGCAAAGUUUUAAAUUACCUGUUUUCCCUGGAAAUUUCCUUCUCCCACCUAGAUAUUUGAGCUGCUGUAAGAGAAAUUUACCAAUAUGGAUAAACAUUAGGAGAAUUCUAAGUAAAGGUAUUUCUAAAAGCAUUAAUUACCUACCUAGCUAUUUUUUGGCUGCUACCUUCCAAAUUAUUUAAAUGUCCACUGGCCAGAAAGCAAAGCUGAACAUCAGGCCUGUAACUUCUUCACAGAAUUUAUUAUUUCAAUGAAACAAAGAAAUAUAAUAGUUUAAUGUCAUAAUCCAGGACAUCAUAUACCUUAGCCAUUCAGCAUAUGAAUGUUACUGAAUAUGGCUACUUUUCCCAAAUACAUGCUAUUCAUCUACAAACCUUCAUCCUUAAAGACUGCAGUCAAGAAUGUGUAAGAAUGAGUAAACACGAAAUGUCAUCACAGAGGUUGUAUCCUGAAGCUCUACUGGUUUCACAUUGUGAAAUAAACACACAGGUCUUAGUUUUCAAAUGAAAUGUAUUACUCUCUAUAAUCACAAAAUUCUCUGACGUAUACUGUGCUUAAACUACCCCCAAAUUCAGCAUAUUCCCUGUGCCAUGAGCCUGUCUCAGUGGGACUUUUCUUAAAGAUUUCCUAUUUUAACUGUGAUGUAGUGAAUAACAGGGAAAGUGUGGUAUGGUAGAUUUCUUGUAUAUGUUUAGAAGGAAGGGUUUACAUAUUCAACUCCACUCCUUGUCCUUACUACUAACUACUUUAUAAAUGUGAUAUGUUUAUAGCGUAGAUAACAUAUAUUGCCACUGCAAAGGUGGUACAUAUGUAUAUAUGUGUAAAAUGGGUAAGGCCUGUUCCAUCUAUGAAAUUUUUCUGAAGACAAAUUCAGUAAGAUUUAAUAUUGAAUACCUAACCAAGUCAAUAGCUUUUUCCGCUUUGGGGGAAACUAGUUUCAAGAUCUAAGGUAUCAGGUUUGUAGAGUCUAUAAAGGACUCAUCAUCCUAAAGCAGCUUGCAGCUUGACCUUCUUUUUUUAUACUGCUAGUUACCUUAGCUGUUUCUCGGCACUCUGUUUAAAAUUUGGAUCUCCCAUCCCUAUCCUACCUAUCCCUGUCACCCUUACCUGUCACUCUAGACUCUAUUUUUCCCCUUUCCACCUGUCACCAUCUGACAUGUUUUAUUUUUUAUUUGUUAUCUGUCUCCCGACCCUAGUAUAUAAGCUUCAUGAAGACAAAUUAUUUCUCUUUUUUUCACUGCUGUAUCUCCAAUACCUAGAACAGUGUCUGGUACAUAAUAAGCACCCAAAUAUUUGUUGAAUGAAUAGACAAGAAAAUAAAUAAAAGUAAUACCCACACUUCAAGUUUCUGGUCUGUGACGUACAGGGAUUAGAUGUCAUCACUCCUGUCCUCACAAGGUAAAAGCUGAACAAACUGAAAAUCAUGAAGCAGUACAGUGUUUAUUUCAAAAUGGACUUGUAUUAGUUGUAAAUAUACACUGCAAACUCUAGGGCAACUGCUAAAAUAAUUUUUUUAAUAAAUAUAACUGACCUCCUAAGGGAGGAGAGAAGAUGGAAUCACAUAAAAUCCUCAAUUAAAACCAGAAAAGGGGGAAUUCCCUGGUGAUCCAGUGGUUAAGGACUCUGUGCUCUCACCGCCGAGGGCCUGGGGUGUGAUUCCUAGUCAGGGAACUAAGAUCCCACAAGCCAUGUGACGCAGCACACACAAAAAAGAUAAAACCAGAAAAGGCAGAAAAAGUAGAACACAAAAAAGAAACAACAAAGGCAACGAAUAGGGAACAGUUAUAAAUAUGGUAGAAAUUAAUCCAACUAUAUCAAUCUCUUUAAACGUGAACAGUCUUAAUACAAACAUGUUUGUUAUGCUAUGAAGUCAUUUCAAGGAUCACUGUUAUAUAUAUGGGCAAUUUAAAAAUAUUUUAAGCAAUAUUUGGACGUCUCAAAGACCUUCUUGUACCCUCCUCAUAAAUACUUAAGAAAGGAUAA
Molecule: messenger RNA, 3133 nt
Organism: Aethalodelphis obliquidens (Pacific white-sided dolphin)
Lineage: Eukaryota; Metazoa; Chordata; Mammalia; Artiodactyla; Delphinidae
Gene: AMN1
Product: antagonist of mitotic exit network 1 homolog
Exons: 8
Coding region: 196-918 (240 amino acids)
Biological process (GO): SCF-dependent proteasomal ubiquitin-dependent protein catabolic process
Cellular component (GO): SCF ubiquitin ligase complex
Molecular function (GO): protein binding
Source: RefSeq, a predicted model, not a curated record